Mycetomoellerius zeteki is the source of this 1102-nucleotide messenger RNA. RefSeq lists its product as uncharacterized. The transcript has 4 exons. The coding region runs from base 83 to 1102 and encodes 339 amino acids. NCBI's taxonomy places the organism in Eukaryota, Metazoa, Arthropoda, Insecta, Hymenoptera, Formicidae. The record is from RefSeq and is a predicted model, not a curated record.
CCUGAGCUCAACGUGUUGAGGAAUACGCCCAUAACCUAAAUAUUUUUUCUAUCCAGAAAAAUCUGCUGAGUGUUUUUAAAACAUGGAAUUAGAAAAGGAAUAUAUUUACAAUAAUAUAAUAUAUAAAAUCGUUGCAACGAAAGAUGUGCACAACAGUUUACAGAACGAUCCAAACUUUUUUACGACAUAUUUUGCCGAAAAUAUGUCCUCACUAGAAGCAAUAUGCGUUUCAGAAGAAAAAGUUUCAGUAUUUACGUGGACAAAGCAAGCAACGAAAUUGUUCUUGCAAGUAUAUUUUGAGAGAAAAGAGCAGUUCCGCGAUCCCAAAGUACAAAAGAAAAGUUUAUGGACACAAAUAUGCAACAUAAUGUCAAAUGAAGGUUACAAUGUAGAUGAAGAUACAUUAGACAGAAAGAUGCGCAAUUUGAAAAAGACAUAUCGUACAAUAAAAGAUAAUAAUAAGAAAAGUAGUACUGGAAGAGGUCGCAUAUGUUGGGAAUAUUAUGAUACUUUUGAAGAGAUAUUUAGAAAUGAUGCAACUAUAAAUCAUGGACCAACAUUAUCUUCAAUGCAAUCCACAUCAAUAAAUGCAAAAUCAAUUCCAUCCACGUCAAGAGUUACAAAUUCAGUGCCAUCCACGUCAAGAGUUACAAAUUCAGUGCCAUUCACAUCAACAGAUGCAAAUUCAAUGCCAUCCACGUCAAUAGAUGAAAACUCAAUGCCAUCCACGUCAAUAGAUGAAAACUCAAUGUCGUUCAUAUCAAAUGAACAAAUCAAGUUUUUUGAAACUAAUGAUCAGAUAAUAAAUCCAACGCAAAGUAAAAUAUCAUCUGCAGUCAUUGGACUAUCAUCAUCAGAGUCACAAUCGCCAAGUACAGAUAAAGAAAACAAAAGAAGUAGGAUGAAGACGCUAUCGUUAAUGCGAAAAAAACAAUUUGAUGUAGAAAACAGUAGAAUAGAAGAAAUAAAGAGACUAAAAGAGGCGAUGGAUAAUAGUAAUACAUUACAAAAAGAAAGUAACAGUAUACUUAAAGAACGAAAUGAUUUAUUAAAAGAUAUUCUCUUGGAAAUGAAACGAAAGAAGACGGAAAAAGAAAAAUAA